UGUAUGUAGCAUGCACAUCGAAUGAUUGUGUAUCAAUGAGAGAAAGAACCGUGGCAAAUAAAUUCGGAGGAUCUGUAAAUGUGUUUGAUACGUGUUUUGUAAAUAUGCAUGGCGUCCUAUAAUUCCUCGCAUACAUAUGUGUAUAUGUGUAUAUACAUAUGCAUUCAAAGAGUUAUUUUUCAUCAAGUUUCUUUGCAUAACUUACAAAAGAAGUAUGACAUUCUAAACUAAAGAAAAUACAGUGGUGAAAUAAAUUUUGUUAAAAACUAAACAGGAUACUAUGUUAUUCUAACUAACAUUGUGCAUAUGUGAUUUAAAAUAUCAUUUAAUUUAAUGGCAUACAAGUUUGAAUAGUGAACUAGCAAAUUCUGAUUGAAAAAUACAAAAAAAAAAGUAAACAUGGAGGAGAAGCAUGGUUCAGGUGUGUUGGAAGAUGAGGAACUAGAGGAAUCUGAAAAUAUAAUAAUAAAUGAAGUUGACGGUUUACCAAAUUUGCAUCCUAAUUAUCAACAACUAGAACUAGAAUUUGAUGUAGGAAAAAGUCAUAGUGAUUCAAAUAUGAGAUCUAUAGAAGAUUUGGUACACGAUGAAGAUUUACCAAUGUCUGUUAUUGUAACCAAUGUAGAUCCCCGAGUUUUUAAAUGUGACGAGUUAAAGCAUGAAAUAGAAGAUCUUUUUAAGCAGUUUGGGGAAGAUGCUACAUUUCAAUAUUUUAGAUCAUUUAGAAGAAUGAGAGUAAACUAUAGUUCACCAAAUGCAGCUGCAAAUGCAAGGAUACAGCUACACCAAACUCACUUUGGUGAGACCGAUAUCAAUUGUUAUUUCGCACAACCUGUUACGCCAAUAGACAUGGAAGACCAACACCUCCAACCGCCAGCACUUACUAAACAGUUCCUAAUUUCACCACCUGCUUCGCCACCUAUCGGCUGGGAACCUAGAGAAGAAAGCGAACCUUUAGUUAAUCAUGAUUUAUUAGCAGCUAUAGCAAACUUAUCCGCAGGAGGUAGCCAUGAAUUACAUCCUGGAGGUUCAGGACAGCCAGGCAUAGUUGUUCAUGUUUGUGAAACGGCGAAUCCUAUGAAAACUGUCCCGCGUAUUCAACAUACACGUUGUCCAGAACAUUCGUAAGCAGCUCCGCUAGUAAUGUUGUCCAUUCUAUGACAAUGACUUAUAUAUCCAUCCAAGAAGCAAUUAGACGCAUUACAGACAAUGAUGGCAUUCAACACUUAAAAGUUUUAAUUGCUAUAUUGCAAAAUUGAUAUUUCUUGUGGCAAUAGUGUCAUAGGAAAUGAUUUGUAAAUGUUUUUUGCUCAGGCCAAUACAUAUAAAUAUUAUUUUUUGCUAAUAUUGCAAACAAAAAUAUAUCAUUAAAAACGUGAUAUAAUGAAAUAGCUUAAAAAUCAUCGAAUAAUUACUAACGUACAAAUAAACCAUUAGUAAGAAAUAGUACACACAUUAUUUCCAAAUAACUUUACGAUCGUUCUUAAACUUCUUUUUCUUCGAAAAUAUAAAUUAAGGUACUAGAAGCUUAUUUGCCAUCGUAAAAUUUAAUAAAAUUAACGUUAAUAUGUCAAGAGUAAAAAGUAUUAAAAUUAGCGAUAUCGAAGUUGUACCUUGAAUUAUCGAUGUUGUACUUUCACAAAAGGUACAUCAAAUUUAAGUCUUUAGAAAAUGUCAAUUUACUUAUUUCGAAAUUUUUAAACAAAUUAGUUUAAAGGGGUAUAAAAUGGACGUGUGUGCAAUGAGUUUAAUGAGGGCAAUUAUAGACAUUGAUGUAUAUUUAAUGUACAUACAUGUGAUUGUGAGUGUAUAUCAUGUGAACGCAUGAAAAUUGGUGUUACCAAUGCUCUUCUUUAUUAGUUUUUAAUUAAUCUAUAAUAAAAUUGAAGCGAUAAAUAGUUUUUCCUCCAAAGAAUGUUAAAAAUUUUGAACUAUGAAUAAUAGAUAAAUGAAUAACAAAUAGCGUUACGUCAUUUGGAAAACAACUCAAUGCAAUGAAAAAUAUACAUAUUACUUGCGAUAUGUCGGCGUUACAGUUUCAUUACAAUAGUAAUGCAUAUGUAUAUGUAUAUGUAUAUGUAAAUGUAAAUGUAUAUAAUGUUCCCCUCAUAUAAAAUAUAUUUCAUGUUGGUGUAAGAUUUAAUCUAAUAUGAAGCUGUUGAAAAUUUAUAACUAUGUUAUAGCGAAUUACUUUUGUGUGAAUAAAUACGUUACCAGAAAUUUGUCUUUUGAAAAGUGAAUCUUAUGCACACACGACAAGAAAACUUCAGUUCGUUUUGUUACAUGAUUUGGUUUGAAUUAUUCUGCAUUGAAUAAAUAGUUUAAGAAAUAGUGUUUCAUUUUUAUCUCGAAAGAUUUGUUUAUUUUAAUAAGUAACUUUUCAGGAA
Colletes gigas is the source of this 2387-nucleotide messenger RNA. It is a transcript of the gene sra, whose product is annotated as protein sarah. Lineage: Eukaryota; Metazoa; Arthropoda; Insecta; Hymenoptera; Colletidae. Gene Ontology annotation, biological process: calcium-mediated signaling. Gene Ontology annotation, cellular component: cytoplasm; nucleus. Bases 400 to 1128 code for a protein of 242 amino acids. Gene Ontology annotation, molecular function: nucleic acid binding; calcium-dependent protein serine/threonine phosphatase regulator activity. The record is from RefSeq and is a predicted model, not a curated record. The transcript has 6 exons.